Zingiber officinale is the source of this 2450-nucleotide messenger RNA. RefSeq lists its product as uncharacterized. The record is from RefSeq and is a predicted model, not a curated record. The transcript has 5 exons. Gene Ontology annotation, biological process: regulation of defense response to fungus. The coding region runs from base 189 to 2084 and encodes 631 amino acids. NCBI's taxonomy places the organism in Eukaryota, Viridiplantae, Streptophyta, Magnoliopsida, Zingiberales, Zingiberaceae.
GACCAAUUCGCCUACCUAACCUAUUCGCUUCCGUUGGCUCAACCAGACACGACUGCGACUUUCGAAGCUCUGCUUCAUGGCGGAGCCGUCGAUGGCUUCAAGUGUCGAGCUUUUCCCCCGGCGACGCUGCUGAUGAUUUUGCUUCCUCUUCUCCGCCUUUCCUUCGGUUGCUCCGCCAGGGAUCCGGCAUGGCAGAGAGCGGUGGCGGAAGGUGGACGGGUCGGCCGGUGCGAUGUCCCAAGUGCGACGAUCUCCUCCCCGACCUCGCUGAUUUGACGACCCACCGCUGCCGUGGUCCGGCUGCUGCUUUCCGAGAUUCCCCGUGGGAGAGGAACUCCACAGGACUCAAUUCGAGAGAAGAACAAGGUAGAUUAGGGUUGAAUCCAGAUGCUGCGAGUAGAAGAAGACCUACCUCCAGAUCGGACGAUGCAGUGCCGGCAUUCUGCCGAAUGCCGCCGGAGGAUAAAAUGAGGUCUAAGAAGACGAAUCAAUCUCGGAUUCAUGAAGCUGAAUUCGCCAGUAAAGACUCGUCGAUGCUUCUGCGGCAGCUCGAUGAACUAAGGGACCGUAUCAGUAGAUCAUCUGAGUUUGUGGGAAAACCGAUUUGGAAGCUGCCUGCACCGACUGAACGGCCAAUCUGGUAUUCCAGUCCGGAGUUUACGAGCAAUCCAAGGGAAAGAGUGGGAGUGUCGGGAGCCUAUUCUUCAGGUUUGAAUAACGAUCACGGAACAUCUAGGAAAGAGUAUCUCCAUGGACAAUUUGAUGCAGAUCACCGAAAAUAUAAGCUAUUGCCUGAAAGAGUUACUCCCUGCUCGAACACUGAUGAAGAACACAAUGAAAAAGUGACAAGAGCUGCAUCCUCCAAAACCAAGAGAUUGCAUCCUUGUCGAGCUUUCGCCGGUGCAACUCCUUUUGUGAUAUGCUCUAGCUGCUUUGAGCUACUGAAGCUGCCUCAAGUUAUUCUUCUCGUGUCAAAAAAACUUAGCAAGUUGCGAUGCGGUUCGUGCUCGGAGGUGCUCUGCAUUGAACUUACUGGAAAUAGGCUUGUUGUGUCUUCCUGUUCGACUAUUCCAGAAGCCAUUGCUAGCUCCCAUGUCAAAGUGAACCGACAUGAGCGAUAUACAGCACAAACUAGUACUAAAUCAGAUGAUUCUUCUUUUUCUGAGGAGCAUGGUGGCAAUAGCUCGUCUCAUUUAACAUCUAGCCACGAACUUAUGGAACGAGAAAGUAUAGAUUUAACCUAUCUGGAGAAGUUGAAGGGGAUUUCAGUGGCUUCUGAUAGGUCUGAAAUUGUGGAAAACCCAGACAGCAUAGUCGUAUCAGAUGUCGCAGAUUUACCGAUUCAGGACAAUUUAACUUUCUCACUAUCCAGCCCAAAAAGCAUUUCUGAAUCUGGUAGCCAGAAGGAACAUUCUGAUGAAGAAAUAACAAUCUCCAACAGUGACAAAUUUGAUCAGAGUUACGAAAAAGGCGAAGCAAUUACUGAGAUUGAUCUAUCAGUGAAUGAUUAUUCCAUUUCCUCUCAGGAUUACCAUGGUAUAGAGAAACAUCAAAAUCAAACAUUUAUUGACAAGACUGACGACUCAUUAGUUCUAAACACAAGCCUGGGGGAUACAACUCGAAUUAAUUUGCCAGCGAGAGAUGAAAGAUCUCAAGUUUGGGUUAAUAGCCAUCCAAUUCCUGAUCACUUAGUUUGGAAGGCUGAAAAAAAGGCCGGAACCAUUGUUCCCGGAGAAUAUUGGUAUGAUCGAUACGCUGGGUUUUGGGGUGUCAUGGGACAACCGUGUCUCGGCAUAAUUCCUCCAUUUAUAGAAGAGUUCGACUAUCCUAUGCCAGAGAACUGUGCCGGCGGGAACACUGGUGUCCUCUUGAACAGGAGAGAGCUUCAUAGAAAAGAUCUCAAUAUGCUGGUUACUCGAGGAUUUCCACUGUCAGCUGGUCGAUCAUACCUUCUUGAUUUUUCGGGGAAUCUUUCUGCUGAAAUCUCUGGUGUACAUCUGGCUAAUUUUGGGAAGCUUGCUCCAACAGUGGAGAAGACGGGACGGGGAUUUGGCAUGAGAGUUCCAAGGUCCACUGUGAGAUAGACAGACAAGCUAGAAGAGCAUGUUGAUUUAUCAGCGACAAUCGGAGACAGAUUUAUCGAGCAGAUUUUUUGCAUGGUUUCUGGCAGAAAGCUGCCUAAUGGUCCUGCUUCCUCUUGAGCUUCUUAAAGCAACACAAGAAACAGAAUCACAAAUCUCCAAUCAUCAUAUGGAUGCAGAGCAAUAGAUUGUUUUGCCCUGUGUUUUGAUACUUCGCAUAGUAAAUGAAUGUAAUUAUAUAAAUGUUAAAACUUUUGAUCGUGUGAUUUGAUAUUUUGAAUUGCUUUAAUAGCACUGAAAUAAGAAUGUUCUUAGUUACCAUAUGCUUUAUGACAAGCAAACUCCUUCAAAUGUUCUUAGUUAUCGAAA